CCUGUUCCUAAAGCACUCGACUCGAUUCCCUCACGAGAUUCCUCUCUCCCACUCUCGCUCUCUCUCUCUCUCUCUCUCUCUCUCUCUCGCGCGUGCUAUGCCAUGUUCUCCAAAUUCAUUCACAGAAGAAUCCCUCUCAAAAGCUUGCCCACAUUUUCUCUCACCAAUUCCUCACAAGUUCGAACCUUUGCCCAAGGAGUCCAAGUCGUCGACGAUGACGAACCCAGAGAUACGCUCUGCUCUCGAGUUGAGAGUCUCCGCAGGUGCGAAUCCGUCGUCGCAGCGUUUCAGAGCUGGAUGGGCGAGGGAUUCUCAAUCCAUCGCGGGGAUGUUUUCCAUGCCAUCAACCGACUGAGGAAGCUCAAGAAGAAUAAGAGAGCGCUCGAGGUUAUGGAGUGGGUGAUCAGAGAGAGACCGUAUAAAGUGAAAGAGCUAGACUAUUCUUUUCUUCUGGAAUUCACAACUAAACUUCAUGGUGUAUCACAUGGUGAAAGCCUCUUUCUUCGUGUCCCUCAUGAGCAUCAGAAUGAAUUGCUCUACAACAACCUAGUAAUUUCAUGCCUGGAUCAGGGUAAAAUCAGGCUUUCUCUUGAUUACAUGAGAAAGAUGAGAGAACUGUCCUUCCCUAUUUCUUAUCAUGUAUAUAACCGUUUGAUUGAACUCCAUUCUUCUUCUGGUCGCAAGAAAUCUAUCCCUAAAAUCCUCACACAAAUGAAGGCUGAUGGUGUUUGUCCACAUGUAUCCACUUAUAACAUUCUUUUGGAUAUCGAAGCUAGUGACCAUAACAUUGAAGGUUUAUCUAAAGUGUUCAAUGAUAUGAAGCGAUUGAAAAUUGAACCAAAUGAAAUCACCUAUGGAAUUCUAGCAAAAGCACAUGCUGUGGCAAGACUUUACACGGUAUCUGAGAUGUACACAGAGGCACUUGAAAGGUCGAAGACUGGCAAAAAUUGGUCUACAUUUGAUGUUCUUAUUAUAUUGUAUGGUUACUUGGGGAAGGAAAAAGAAUUGGAGAGGACGUGGAAGUCAGUUGAGGAACUUCCUCAUAUUAGAUCCAAAAGCUUUGUGUUAGCAGUCGAAGCAUUCGGAAGGAUAGGUUCCAUACAUAGAGCUGAAGAAAUUUGGGCAGAGAUGAAAUCGAAGGAAGAAAUAAAAUUACCACAGCAUUUCAAUGCAAUUAUAUCAGUGUAUAGUAGGCAUGGACUUGUGGACAAAGCAUCUGAGAUGUUCAAAGAAAUGGAAGCAAAUGGAUGCAAGCCAAAUUCUAUAACUUACCGUCACCUUGCGUUGUGUUGUUUAAAAGCAGGUUUAGUAACUGAAGCAUUGAAGACUAUUGAGAUGGGAGAGAAUGAAGGUUUGAGCUUUCAAGUAAGAAGAUCUGUACCAUGGUCUGAAACUACUCAUAUGCUACUGGAAUGUUUCGCUGAUGUCGGUGAUUUAGAGAAUGCCAAGAAAUUAUUUCAGGAAUUUAAAGAGACGAAGUAUAGUAGAUAUACCUUUGUAUACAAUAGCUUUCUAAGGGCUCAUGUGAAGGCAAAUGUUUAUGAUCCUGAUUUAUUGAGGAAAAUGAUUCUAAGAGGAGCAACGCCUGAUGCCGAGACAUACAGUCUUGUGAGACUAAUUGAACAGUUCAAGAAAUGAUUUCCUUGUUGCAUCA
Molecule: messenger RNA, 1654 nt
Organism: Asparagus officinalis (garden asparagus)
Lineage: Eukaryota; Viridiplantae; Streptophyta; Magnoliopsida; Asparagales; Asparagaceae
Product: pentatricopeptide repeat-containing protein At1g07590, mitochondrial
Exons: 2
Coding region: 103-1638 (511 amino acids)
Cellular component (GO): mitochondrion
Molecular function (GO): protein binding
Source: RefSeq, a predicted model, not a curated record